Molecule: messenger RNA, 932 nt
Organism: Amphibalanus amphitrite
Lineage: Eukaryota; Metazoa; Arthropoda; Thecostraca; Balanomorpha; Balanidae
Product: 60S ribosomal protein L10a-like
Exons: 5
Coding region: 413-895 (160 amino acids)
Biological process (GO): translation
Cellular component (GO): large ribosomal subunit
Molecular function (GO): RNA binding; structural constituent of ribosome
Source: RefSeq, a predicted model, not a curated record
AGUAGCCAUAUAAAUUGGUAUCACACUAACCACCACUUCUCGUCCUUUUUCCGGUCGUCGCGAAACGUGUCGGACGUCGUUCCCCAUUCCGCCGUAAAAUGUCUUCGAAAGUAUCAAGAGACACUCUGUAUGAGUGUGUGAAUGCUGUGCUGUCGUCAGCACAGGAGAAGAAGAGGAAGUUCCGUGAGACGGUGGAACUCCAGAUUGGCCUGAAGAACUAUGACCCCCAGAAGGACAAGCGUUUCUCAGGAACUGUCAAGUAUGUCUGCCCAAACAAGUUUGGCCAGUGGCCACUUGUUCUGGGAAGUCCUUCGGGGCGGGCCCUCACCCAGGGCCUUAAUAAUUUUGGGCAGAUCUCGCCACCUUAGGGUGAUGAGCAUCAAACCAUGUUGUAUGACACAGGCUGCGCAACAUGCCGCGCCCGUCGAUGAAGGUGUGCAUCCUGGGAGACCAGCUGCACUGUGACGAGGCUCAGGCCAACAACCUGCCUUUCAUGGAUGUUGAGGCUCUGAAGAAGCUCAACAAGAACAAGAAGCUGGUCAAGAAACUAGCCAAGAAGUACGAUGCCUUCCUGGCUUCGGAGUCGAUCAUCAAGCAGAUUCCGCGUAUCCUGGGCCCGGGUCUGAACAAGGCCGGCAAGUUCCCCGGCCUGUUGACCCACCAGGACAGCAUGACCGGCAAGGUCGACGAGAUCAAGAGCACCAUCAAGUUCCAGAUGAAGAAGGUGCUGUGCCUGUCGGUCGUGCUGGGCCACGUGGAGAUGACCCCCGACGAGCUGGUGAUCAACACCCACAUGGCCAUCAACUUCCUCGUCUCGCUGCUCAAGAAGCACUGGCAGAACGUGCGCUCGCUGCACGUCAAGUCCACCAUGGGACCGCCCCAGCGGCUGUACUAAGCGUGUCUGAGCGGCAAUACAAGGUCCGGCGACGUAA